Messenger RNA from Teleopsis dalmanni, 670 nucleotides. RefSeq lists its product as uncharacterized. The coding region runs from base 17 to 547 and encodes 176 amino acids. The record is from RefSeq and is a predicted model, not a curated record. The transcript has 4 exons. Lineage: Eukaryota; Metazoa; Arthropoda; Insecta; Diptera; Diopsidae.
AUUUAUUUUACUUACUAUGAAUAUUUUAAUUUGUAAAAGCACUGACUAUCGCUUGCAAUUUGAAAAUGAAAAAUUGAUUUCCAGAUGUAAGGAAUAUCCCAAUAAAUUUAUUGACAAACUUUUGGAUGCUAAUCAAUUGAAUUUCAAAACCUAUGACAAUUACAGCAUACACGUUAAAGGGCUUGUGAAAAUUGUGCGUAACGUACCAUUUGGCACAAAGUUGUCUAUCGAAACGUUUAAGAAACAACGGGGUCAAUGGCUUCCUACCGUUUAUAAUAUCUAUCGAAGUGAUUUGUGUUUAGCAGCAUUUUCUUCUCAAGAACCUUGGCAUGUGAUGUCAGAUAACUUACCGCCGGAACAGAAAGCUUGCCCAGCAAAGAAAAAUACCAUUUUGAGAGUUAACUCUCUCUCCAAUAUUGUUAUAAAAGAUUUGCCAAGCAAGAAUUUGGCAGGCGAUUACAAGAUAACAAUGACUGCAACUUCUCCUACUGACCCCACGGAUUUGCUUUGUGGUGACAUCUUCGCAACAGCGAUAAGAAUGAAUUAAACGGAAUCAUUUAAUUAUUAUUAUUUAAUCGAAAUGGAUUAUUUUGAGUAUAACAGUUAAAAUUAUGUACAAUAUUUAAAGAAUUAUCUACAAUUUUUCAUUCAAAUUGAUUAUUUUCUUACA